AAUUUGCACUAACUAUCACAUCAGCGCCGGAAAAUCCAUUUCUCGUUUUAGAAGGCAGCAACAUCACUCUGGUCUGGCAGUACAACCUUGGUGGAACGUUUAGUAAUUUGUUCUUCCGAUUCCUCGGCAGUCCUUCGGUUAAUGUCGUAGACAAAUUCGACAUCAACGCAAAUGCAUUGAUUCCAGAGGCUUACAAAGGUCGCAUCCAAGAAAACGUAACGUCUUCACAUACAGCUAUAACGAUCCUAGAUGUGAACAGAUCGGACAGCGGAAGAUACGAAUUUGAAAUAUUCACAAAGCCUCCUCCUAGUCGGGACCGGGAAAUUAACGAAACAGUCAUCACAGUUCAGUAUCCACCAGAAUUCACCAGCGUCAGUGAUGAUGUAGUUCUUGUUGAAGGUGAAGGUGAUCCCAGUGUUACUUUAGAGUGUACUGCAGAUGGUGAACCAACACCAAACAUCACUUGGACCAGAGUAUAUGCUAGUGGAAGUGACAGUGGUGUACUGACAACUGAGAGUCAGUUUGUCCUUGAAAACAACAGAACUAACAGUGGAACAUAUCGCUGUACAGCAUAUAAUUGGAUAGGAACUCCAACAAAUCGUACAAUUAAAGUAAAAGUUAAUUUCAAACCUGAGAAAGUGCUACUGGCAACAUCUGCAAUGAAAAAAAAAGCCUGUCUGGGUGAUGUCAUCAGCUUUACCUGCUCAGCUGAUGCUAAUCCAACAGUGACCUCAUAUCAGCUGUUCAAGAAUGACAGUUCCAUUUUAGAUAAAAGCAUGUCAGGAAUGUGGAAUGAGACUUUGGAAAUUGUAGGAGUGUUUUUGUACGGAUGUGUGGCAAAUAACACGCUAGGAUCGAUGCACAGUACAAACGUCAUGCUAACAGUCAAUGUACGUUCAUCCAUACAAGAAAUACUAGACCAAAAUGUUACUGAAGGCAACAAUUUGACUCUGAUAUGUAAUGUAUCUGGAAUCCUUUCUCCAUUGGUGUCUUGGAUGGCGCCUUAUGGUCAGAGUACUGUCGGAACUGUUUUGGUGGUUAUAAACAUUGGCAGGAGUCAAGCCGGUGAAUAUAAAUGUGAAGCUAGUAAUGACUGUGGAAAUUCAACAGAGACAGCAACUAUUUAUGUGCAGUAUGCACCAACGAUUACAAACAUUUCUGGUGGGCAGACCGUAAACAAAGGUGACGUGGUGAGUUUGUUCUGUAUGGCAGAAGGUAAUCCAGCACCAACUAUGACUUGGACAAAAGUCGCCGACAACAGUCCAGUGAACUUCCCUAUGAUCAUCCGUGGUAGUCAGGAUGAAGGACUGUAUAGAUGUACUGCUGAGAAUGGUGUUGGAAGCCCUGUGACUAGGGAUGUCAGCAUGACAGUACAUCGAAACCCUUGCCUAGAGGAAUGUACGAAUGGACGAAAUUGCAGAGAAUUCGGAAAAUACCUUUGCCUAUGUCCAAAAGGGAAAACAGGACAAAAUUGCAAAGAAAAUGACACAAUGGCGGCUGUUAUUAUGAUCAGCCUUAAAAUUAAUAAUAAAAAGUGGAGAGAGGAACUUACCGACUUGUCUGACUUAUAUACACAAGAGUUUGUUGAAGUAAUCGUAGAUUCGGUGGAUGAGGAAUUCAAAGGUUCUGGCGUCAGAGAAAUUAAUGUGACGCGGCUGAGAGAGGGAAGUGUUAUUGCAGACAUCUCGCUCACAUUUGGCGAGCCUGUUGGAGAAAGUGAAGUAGAAUCAUUGCUACAAGAAACAGUUAAUGAUGGAAGCCUUGGUACUCUAAAAGUAGAUACUUUUGCCGUAGGAGCAACUCUUCCAGGUUUCGUCACGAUUCCCGGUCCAGUUCCAUCAGAACCAACAAAGGUGAAUAAGGAUGUUAUUUACGGCUCGGUUAUUGGGGUGCUUGGCCUGAUUCUCGCUGUCAUUGCCGUUUUCAUUGCCUGGAAACACCACAAACGUGAAAGAGAUGAUCGACUUAAUGCAGGUACUAGGAGGUCACGUACUCUUAGAAUUAACGAGGGAUUUGAACUGGAACGCAUUAAUGGAAACCUUAGCACCGUCGCGCAUCAUGACCCAGGACAUUACAUGGACCUGAAUGAAGUUAGAUCACUGAAUGGACCUGCCACAGACCCAACACGAAGCUAUUUAGAAAUAAACGAAUAUGCUCCCCUGCAUCCAGGAACGCGCUCGUGGGAAGUGGAAAGAGAAAACGUUACAAUUGAAAAGGUGAUCGGAAAAGGUGCCUUUGGUCAAGUCGCUCAAGGAAAGGCUUCAAAUCUUCGAGGAAGAGAGGAGACAAUAACAGUUGCAAUAAAAAUGCUGAAAGGUAACGCCAGAGAUUUAGAAAAGAAAGAUUUGCUGUCAGAGCUUGAAAUCAUGAAGAAACUCAAGCCCCAUCCUCAUGUCAUCAAGUUGCUGGGAUGCGUCACUAAAUCAGAUCCUUUGCUUGUUCUAAUCGAGUAUGUCCCAUAUGGAGAUCUCCGGGGCUAUUUGAGAAAGAGCCGGCAUUUAGAAGAUAACUACUUCAAGGACCCGGAUAUAAAACCACAAACGAGUUUGACUUCCCAGCAGCUGAUGAAAUUUUCCUGGCAAGUAGCUGAUGGUAUGCAUUAUUUGUCCUCAAAAAACAUUAUUCACCGCGACCUUGCAGCCCGCAACGUCCUGGUUGGAGAGCGAGAACGAUGUAAGGUAACCGAUUUUGGAAUGGCUAGAGACGUGUGCCAGGAAAACAUCUACGAAAGGAAGUCAAAGGGGAGACUGCCAGUGAAAUGGACAGCUAGCGAAGCGCUGCUAUACGGACGAUAUACGACGAAAAGUGAUGUAUGGAGUUUUGGUAUUGUGCUUUACGAAAUCUUCACGAUAGGUGGCUCUCCGUAUCCAAAGAUAGACGGGCGAAAAAUUGCACAUUUACUUUCUCAGGGCUACAGAAUGCCUAAGCCACGGCACGUGGACGAUACCCUUUAUAAGAUAAUGCAGGACUGCUGGCAAGAGAAUCCUGAUGAUCGCCCAGUGUUUGAGAGUCUUAGGGAUGAUUUGAAGAAAAUGGAAAAUCAACAUCAGAGGCUCAUCAACAUGCAACUUUACGACAACAUCCUUUACGCAAGUGUGGAGUGAAUUCUUGUUGAAGAAUGUUGGAAAAAAUUCCUAUCAUCAAAGGCGGCAACCGUUUCUCCCACACAGUAUUUGAGAAUCUAUGUAUUAAAAGUAGAUGCUUUUUAAAGAUAAAUCAAGCCAUUUUAAUGUGCACGGCUGCAAAAAAUAGAAGAAGUACACUGCCCAUAAGGAGAGGUAGAAGUCGAAAUGAAGUAAGCAAGCGGUUUAUUCUAACAGUUAUAUUGGUAUUUGGUAUGGAAGUCAAAGCGAACAAUAACUUACUAUAUAUAUAUAUAUAUAUAUAUUGAUAAAUAGUCAAUGUUUGUUAUAACAUUUAACAAGGAUGGCAGUGUACUUUACGCGGCACUCAGCCUACUUUAUAGAAUACUCAAAAUUUACUUGCUACUGUAGCCAAGGUUUGAAUAUUGAUUGCGCAUAAACUUUAGAAACUUUACCUGAGGAAGGUCAGGAAGUGCUUGACAAAUUAUUUUAUUGUUGCAUUUAACCCGAGCCUAAGGUGGAUUAAGCAUGCAUGCUAUAUGACCUUAAUAGUUAAAACACGUCCUCGAAUAAAAAUUGGAACCACAAGCGAGCGGUGUGCAUUUUUAUGUAGAAUGUAUUUUUGUAUGAUUUUUUCUGUAGCUUGUCGAGAGCUUCGUAAAGUCGAUGCCGAGUUCAG
Molecule: messenger RNA, 3762 nt
Organism: Stylophora pistillata
Lineage: Eukaryota; Metazoa; Cnidaria; Anthozoa; Scleractinia; Pocilloporidae
Product: fibroblast growth factor receptor 3
Biological process (GO): positive regulation of kinase activity; multicellular organism development; cell surface receptor protein tyrosine kinase signaling pathway
Cellular component (GO): plasma membrane; signaling receptor complex
Molecular function (GO): transmembrane receptor protein tyrosine kinase activity; ATP binding
Source: RefSeq, a predicted model, not a curated record